AUGGAUAGCGUCAAUGUGUCGGAACUGGUUGCGCGCCUCGGCGCGGAGGAGGAGUCGGUGCGGAAGAUGGCGGUCUUCAAGCUGCAGAAUGCCAUUGGCGACCCCUCCUUCGCCGACGUCUUCAUAUACGAAGGCGGCCUGCCCAAGCUGCGCUUCCUGGCGCUGCACUCGACCGGCAACACCCUGGCCUACUGUCUGACCUCUCUCGCACGCCUGCUGGAGUUGGACAAGGGAUGGGACCAUGUCACGGACGAUCUGGUCGCGAGGAUCGUCGACCUCGUCGUCGCACAGCCUCUCGUCAACGUCAACCGCGGUGCCAUGUCGGUCCUCGCUGCCAUUGUCGGCCACCCCUCACACCGUAACUCCCAGGACGGGACCACGGGCUUCCAGCGCUUGAAGCCCGCCGUCGACUCUCAGCCCGACUUCCUACCCUCCCUCGUCGAAAAGAUCACCUCGGCCGACCACGCGCUAUGCGCAAACUCCCUACAGCUCAUCAACGCGCUCAUGCGAGACGCCAUCGCAAACGACGCGGCCUUUGAAUGGCCCAAGUUUAUCAAGCAGCUGCAGGAGCUGGGCGUGAUUAAGAGCGUGUACGGGCUUAUGCAGAGCUCUGCGAUACAGGAUCUGGCACAUCCACUACUCGACUUCCAAUCCUUGACCAAGAUACUGCUCAGGAACUGGAGGGAAGAGAAGGUUGACUUGGAGAACCCCGAUCACAGGAGGGCGAUCCGGGGUCUACACACGGCGAGUAAUCCAGAAAAGUCAGCAUCAGACCCCAAAGGAAGCAAGAAGCACAACCCGGAUAAAUGGAAGCGUCUGGGUUUCGAGACGGAAUCACCUGCGUGGGAGUUCGACGCGACUGGCUUCCUAGGCCUCAUGGACAUUACAGACUUUGUCUACAAGAACGAAGACGGGUUUCAGAAGCUCUUGCUGGAGCAGUCGGCAGAGCCACUCGAGCAGCGAUGCCCAAUCGCUCGCGCAAGUCUGUCGGUCACCCAGACCCUAUACGAACAUUUUGAGAUAGAUAAGCUCGACGAUGUGGACUCCCACCGGCCUACCGACUCGCGGGCCAACUUCGACCGCUCAUUCAAGCCCCUCCUGCUCCACUGGUCCAGGUUACAUACGAGUGGUCUGAGCGCCUUCAUCCGACUAUGGAAAGUAGCUGGCGCACAAACCGAGGACUUUGAGAAGAUCGAAGAGCUUGUCCGCAUCUUGAUCGAGCAGGUCGUGGGCCAGGCGCCACGCAUGAGGGAUGUCAAGGACGUGGAGGAAGAUCUGGCUGAAUUCGAGCUGAAACGCCUGAGAGAGCUUCAAAUGGAAGUACUGGAGCUGACCUACGAGGAUGCAUGGGGCCAUCAUCUCCGUCAGGUCCGUGACGAGCUCAACCACGAGGCUCUGCAGUUUGUAAAGGAGCAGCGUAUAAGAUGCCUGCUACAGGGCGCGUGGUUUCCAAUGGGUAUCGACUAUGGCACAAGUGCGGGUCCGGUAACCAGCAAGACCCUGAAUCGUUCUGUGCCCUCAUCAUGGCGUUUUGUCCGAUUGUCGCACAACCGGCGAUAUCUGCAUUACGCUGACUUUGACGAGAAGACGGCGACUGAGCCGAGGCUAGACACGCUGCAGGAGAAGAUCGAUCUAUCCAUUGUCUCUUCGGUGGUGAGCAAUGUCUCGGCUUCGGCGCCAUCGACCGCAUCGUCAGACAGUACGGUCACAACCCUGCCAGGCCACGAGCGGGCUUCGACGUCGACCAAGAUCACGAUCCACGGUUACCUGCCCCCGUCCAAUCACGCGCGGCAGGCGUCCAGCGGCUCAGGUGCAGGGCGAAAAGAAUCCGUCCUACUGCAUCUGCAUCCCCAGAGCCAUACCCUUGCUUCCGAGUGGCUUGAUGGACUGCUGAUGCUACUGAACCAACAGCCAAUUACCGCUGACACCAAUAAGUUGGUAACCUUCAUCGGCGGUUACGGGCUCAAGAUCCGUCUGCUCAACGUUCGCUACGAAGAUGUCGGGCUGGAGGAACCAGUGCUCCCCAGUCGUGAAGGACUGGAUGACGAAUACUACUCCCUCCGGUCGAUCCUCGAGAACAAAGUACACCAGCAUUGCUCAACCAAACGUUCACGACCAAGUGCCCGCCGCACCGCCCGGCCACGGCGUCAGGGCCGCCAUUCGCAGCGUCGUCCGCGCAAACCACGCCCCCAUGUGCCUGAAGCCAAACGUUGCGCCAUCGCCGACGUCGAGAUCCGAGCCGAAGCCAUGAAGAGCAAAGCCAAAGGGACUAUUCUGCCUCUGCGGCAGGCCGAAUUCGACGCCCUGCCGUAUUCAGUCCAGAGAAAGUACUUUUCAUCCCUGGAGCGUUUGCAGAUCGCCCAGCACGCCUCCGACGAGCCUACUACAUCAGGCCGCUCGUCCCAGGCCAGCACCGCUUCCAAAUCCCACCGGCCCUCGCUAUCUCUCGGCACCGGACGACGCAGACGCAAAUCCGAAAAGGCUGUGCACGCUCACGACAUCUCCCACAUUGACCUUGACUUCUUUCUCUCCUUGCCUGAAAAGGUACGCAAGCAGCAUUUUUCCCGCGAAGAGCAGGCCCUCCUCCAAGGCAGGCACGAACAGGCGUUCCUUCCCGACGACCAGGAUCCCGAGUGGGCACAACAACGCUUCAACGAUUUUCACUUCGACUUCUCUCACUCCACGCUCGACCUUCCGGAACGCGGCCGUUCACGACGUCGUUCAUCUUCGGCCUCUUCGACCGUCAGCCCUUCCCGUCCGACUUUCGGGCCUUCUUGUACAUCAAACACGGACAAGGACCGAAACACCCAUUUACUAUAUCUCGACACAAUGGCCACGCCCAUCUUCCAUCGGAGGGAAACUUCAACGGCAGACAUGAGACGAACCAUGUCCCUUACCUCGCACCCUGUCCGCCUUGGAUCUUCAUACAUAGCGGAUCCUCCACUCUUCAAUGCUCGGCCGAACCGACUCCAUCAGCGUGCCCACUCUUCUUCUCUUACAGGCCACAUAUCGCCGUCUACGCCGCCAACUCUCAUGAUCGAUCCCGAAGCGACACACUACCAGGAUCCCGAGGCGAGGAAAAAGCUGCGCAUGUAUCUUGCAUCGCCUCAAAAGUUCGAUGAAGCGAUUGAAUUCGGCUUCCCAUCGUCUGCUGGAAGCGACGCCGCUACACCCCACUUCCAGCUGCCACAAAUAGACAAUCAUGCUCGCAAGUUCAGCCGAGACAUGCACACCUUCCUGAGGGACGGACAGCUGUCGUUCUUCGAAGACCAUCCAAAAGAGAACCAGGGUCUGGAAUCUGAUGCCGGCUCUGUAGCCGACAUGGACUCACCCGCCACGCCCUCCAGCACCGGCCUGUCUUUUCGCAUGCACUCCCGCCAAAUCUCGCACCGCAAGUUCUCGGUCGAUUCGCCGGCUCCAUCGCCUGUCCACUCCGCCAAUGGGCAUUUUAAUCGCGAGAUGACGCUUCGUAUGACCUUGACCCGGCCCGAUUUACGAGCUGACGAAGAUCAACUGUAUGGCUGGCAAGGCUCAGGCUCAAGCUCAAGUCCCAAAACCUCGAAAGACGAUCCUCUGGCAUUGGAAGACCUUGUCUUCACUGACGACAUGACCGGCACCAAGGGCGCCUUCUACGUCAAGCCUAAACCGCGCGGAAACCUCGUGAGCCGCUUACUGAAGCGUGCCAGCCUCAAGGCCACCAGUCGCUGA
This is a messenger RNA of Alternaria novae-zelandiae, 3708 nucleotides long. RefSeq lists its product as uncharacterized. Gene Ontology annotation, cellular component: plasma membrane. The coding region runs from base 1 to 3708 and encodes 1235 amino acids. Gene Ontology annotation, biological process: actin filament organization; cell motility. The record is from RefSeq and is a predicted model, not a curated record. The transcript has 6 exons. Lineage: Eukaryota; Fungi; Ascomycota; Dothideomycetes; Pleosporales; Pleosporaceae.